GAAGUCGAUCGUCUUUUGCUCGAGCUUCUCCUUGCCCUCCGCGAGCGACUCCGGCGCGGUAACGCGCCUGCCGUACUCGCCGACCUUGGAGAAGUGCGGCGACGCGAGGAGCUCCUUGAGGAGGUGACCGCCGGUCUGGCCGGUGGCGCCGAUGAUGAGGGCGGAUUUGGCGGACAUGGUGAAGAGGAUGAGAGGAGGGUUCAAGACACUGAUAAUGCGCUUGUCAUGGUGUCGCCUUGAUCAGCAGGGAUGACGUUGACGACCGGCCUCGGCUGCGACGCAGUAAGCGCGCAGGUAUCACGGGCAAGCGUUCGACGACGUCCUCGACGUUCAAGGUCAUGGUCAGAAGCAAGUACCGAGAGCCAAAGCAUACAGCGAGCAGCGAUCCACCUCGCUGAAUGGACGGCAUCGUGAUGCGCCACCUGUACAUCUUAUCUGAUACGCGCAUCACCUCCCCGAUCAUGAACAAUGGCUGCUUCUACGUCCACCGCCGACAGCGACGUCGCUGAGUUGGACAAGAUAAACGAGCUGCAGCUCGAGGAGCGCAGCCUACUCAUCCUAUACGCCACUGAAACGGGCAACUCUCAGGAUUGCGCAGACCGAAUCGCCCGUGAAUGCAGGAGGAUAGCGUUCCGAUGUCGAGUGGUUAGCGUCGACGAGUACGACUUGUCCUCCCUCCUCACCGAACCCCUAGUCAUCUUCGUCAUAUCCACCUCCGGCUCAGGUCGUGAACCCCGCACCGCCUCCCCCCUCUUUAACCUCCUCCUCCGCGCAGACCUCCCCCCGGACCUUUUCGACGAGCUCUCCUUCACAAUCUUCGGCCUCGGCGACUCCGCGUAUGAGAAGUUCUGCUGGCCGGCGAAGGUCCUAAAUGCGCGGCUACGAGGGCUUGAUGCGCAUGAAAUCCUGGCAAGAGGAGAGGGGGAUGAUCAGCAUACUAUGGGGAUAGACGGCGCGCUCGAGCCCUGGAUGGCGAAGCUGCUGGAUACGUUGUUGGCGCUGUACCCAUUGCCAGAAGGAACUUCGAUAGCUGGUCCAGUCAGUCGACCACCGCCCCGUGUCGCAUUGAAAACAGCAAAAACAAGCGAUCUUCCUCUACCUGAUUCCCUCGCCGUCAACCCGGACUACUUCAACGCGACUCUGUCCGUCAACCGCAGGCUGACAGCGGAAGACUGGUGGCAGGAUGUGCGACACUUCGAGUUUGCGAUACCAGAGGGGAUACGCUACCUCCCCGGCGACGCUGCCGUCGUUCACCCCGAAGCCGCGCCAGCCGAUGUAGAUGCAUUUCUCGCGAUGAUGGGCUGGUCAGAGCAGGCCGAUGAGCGUAUAGAGCUCAUCCACGCGCAGAAGGAUCAGACGCUCCCGUCCUUCCUCCCGUCGGUCAGCACUUUGCGAACGUUGUUCACGCGAUAUCUGGAUUUCAACACCGUGCCGAGGAGGGGGUUCUUUGUUUGGUUGCGAUACUUCGCCACUGACGAACUCGAACGCGAGCGUCUAGAUGAGUUCCUUGGGGACGGCGACGACCUCUACGACUAUACUACACGCGUCCGGCGCACCAUCGCCGAGGUCCUCGCCGACUUUCGGCACCUGCGCAUCCCAAAGGAAUACGUCUUCGACGUCUUCCCGCCCCUGAGACCCAGAGAGUUCUCGAUUGCCAGCUCGGUGAAGCGCCACCCUCGCAAUAUCCAUCUUUGCAUCGCGAUCGUCAAGUACCGGACGAAGCUGAAGGUGCCGAGACGUGGGGUGUGCACGAGUUGGUUAGUCGGGCUACCGUUAGGUUCCACCCUCCGCAUGCGCAUCCACCGUGGCCUCAUCGAGCUCCCACCAUCAAAUGUACCUGUCAUCUGCGUCGGUCCCGGCACGGGCAUAGCCCCCAUGCGGGCCGUCAUCGAGGAGAGGGAGGCUGCUGGGGCGAAGGACAACACCCUCUACUUCGGCUGCCGCUCUGCCUCCAAGGACGAGCACUACGCCGAGGAGUGGACCGCGUACGCCAAUGAUGGUCACCUCACCUACCGCGUAGCCCGCUCGCGGGAAGGAGCCGAGGGCGCUGCGAGGGUUUAUGUGCAAGAUCUGAUGCGCGAGGAUGCGCGGACGUUGUGGGAGUUGGUGGGAGAGAGGGAGGGGAGAGUGUUCAUCAGCGGGUCGUCGAACAAGAUGCCUGCCGCUGUACGCAGCGCGCUAGCGUAUGCGGCGGAGACGUACGGCGGGUUGAGCGCAGAUGCUGCGAAGGCAUACGUGGAAAAGAUGGAAAGGGACGGGAGGUUGGUCGAGGAGUGCUGGAGUUGAUCUCCGAGCCGAACUCUUGGUGACACGUCGAGCUGCCACCGGGUACAAGGAGAGUAUAUAAGCCAUACUAGCAUCCGUAUGGUAGCACACGACGAUCCCCAUGUCACUAUAGAUCGCAAUGUGUUUCGGCGAGUACCUCAAUUAUGACGGCACUCAUAGACGACGAAGGACAGUGCACGGCGUGAUAUAUACGCUAAGUGAUGACCAUAACCCCCUGGUAUGUUUGCACACAUUUGAGGC
Messenger RNA from Schizophyllum commune H4-8, 2526 nucleotides. Its product is annotated as riboflavin synthase domain-like protein. Lineage: Eukaryota; Fungi; Basidiomycota; Agaricomycetes; Agaricales; Schizophyllaceae. The transcript has 12 exons. Gene Ontology annotation, molecular function: FMN binding; NADPH-hemoprotein reductase activity; flavin adenine dinucleotide binding. The coding region runs from base 469 to 2286 and encodes 605 amino acids. The record is from RefSeq and is a predicted model, not a curated record. Gene Ontology annotation, cellular component: cytosol.